Paramuricea clavata is the source of this 558-nucleotide messenger RNA. Lineage: Eukaryota; Metazoa; Cnidaria; Anthozoa; Malacalcyonacea; Plexauridae. The record is from the annotation of a GenBank genome assembly.
GCGGCUGGGAACAAUCGUCAGCAAAAAUAAAUUCGUUCUCAGCCGCGAAGAAAUUUAUUACACUAACUGGUACUGUGGUUCAGUCUGGAAGCAGAGAGUUCAAGCAUGAGUUUAUUUGUGAUUCUGGAGCAGAGGUUUCAGUUAUUCCAACGGCGUUAGCACAAGAACAUUGCAUGAAAAUUCAACCAACUACACAUCACGUAGAGAUGGCUAAUGGGACACACGCAGAAUGCAGAGGUGUGGUUCAAACAUCAGUUACGGUAGGGACAAAUAGUUGUAUAUUGAGUUUUUUUGUGGUAAAUGGUGUUCAAAACUGGAUUCUGGGCCUGUACUCUUUGGGAAAAUUGGGUGUAUCGUUGAACACAGGAAAAAAAUUGGCAACAAUAGAUGGGGCCCAACCCGUGUUACAACCGGAAGUAAAUACCCCUCAGGAAAUGCUAAAGUGUUGCCACAUACGAGUUGCGGAAAGUCGUGAUAUUAAGCCAUUUGAAGAAAUAUUCAUUUGGGGUAAAUUGGAAGAUAAGAAUGAAACAUUUACUAGAGAUUCGUAUAUCGAAG